ACCUGUCAACUCUCACACUGAAUGAGACUUGCUCUUUCACCCAUCACCAUGAAGGUCUCCGCAAUGCUUUUGUCCCUGCUGCUGACAGAAACCAUCAUCAGCACCCAUGUCCUGGCUCAGCCUGAUGGGAGCAAUAUCACCACCUGCUGCUACAAAGUGAACCGAAAGAAGAUCCCCAGGCAGAAUCUGGAGAGCUACACCAUGGUCACCCACAGCCACUGUCCCUGGCCUGCUGUGAUCUUCAAGACUAAAUUGGGCAAGAAGUUCUGUGCUGACCCCCAGCAGAAGUGGGUCCAGGAUUCCGUGAAGUUCCUGGACAUGAAAAUCACAACUCAGAAGCUUUGAACACAUAUGCCUGAAUGGAAGCCAAACCAGGAGCUGAGAAUAUAUUAUAUAUUAUUUAUAUAUAUAUAUAUAUAUUUAUAUCCUCUUUCCUUUCUCAGAAUUGUCUUGAGAUUCACUUAGUCUAAUCCCAAGUGAUAUGAGUUGUCUAAAGAGAUGUGAAUCACAGUGUUUCUUAAGCAAUGUUAAGUUAUUAUUUUAAUUUAAUUUGUCAUUGAUUCUGAUAUGUUUGGAAAUGAAGAGUCUUGGCCGUGUCACUUGACUCCUGUAAAAAUCUUGGGGUCCUCUUCUGUAUCCACUUUGCCACAGUGUGGUAAAGGGUUUGUAAGAAUCAUUGGAAAGAUUCUGUGGUUGUUCUUGUUGUUUUCAAUUUAGGAUGAAAGCAAAGAUGUUAUGAUACAAUGGGAUG
Messenger RNA from Dipodomys ordii (Ord's kangaroo rat), 751 nucleotides. RefSeq names its product chemokine (C-C motif) ligand 7 (gene Ccl7). Gene Ontology annotation, molecular function: chemokine activity; CCR chemokine receptor binding. Gene Ontology annotation, biological process: chemokine-mediated signaling pathway; G protein-coupled receptor signaling pathway; monocyte chemotaxis. Gene Ontology annotation, cellular component: extracellular region. The record is from RefSeq and is a predicted model, not a curated record. Lineage: Eukaryota; Metazoa; Chordata; Mammalia; Rodentia; Heteromyidae. Bases 22 to 345 code for a protein of 107 amino acids. The transcript is spliced from 3 exons.